AUGAAGCAAAGGGAAAUUGAUUUGGCAGGAGGUGACGUGAUUCGCAAACAUCCCGAGGCUUCUACUAUUUUCCUGUCCAAUUCUUUGGGGGAUGAGGAGAACAGCGAUCCAUCAGUGGCAAAUGCCGAUGAGCCUGGUGAACUCUCCAAUAACCCUCAUCAUAUCCACGACCCACCAUUUUCUAGCUCUGUGAAGAUCAACAAUUGCAAUGCGGCUUCGCAGGUAUGUUUGAAAAGAAAUUUUUGUUAG
Protopolystoma xenopodis is the source of this 249-nucleotide messenger RNA. Lineage: Eukaryota; Metazoa; Platyhelminthes; Monogenea; Polystomatidea; Polystomatidae. The record is from the annotation of a GenBank genome assembly.